ACCAACGAUUAGAAGGCAAAUCAUCUUCAACAUUGCCAUCAUCGUACACAUCAUCGACGACGACGACGACGACGAGGUCGAAGCCGAUGGACAUCUGAAGCUACAGCAGCAGCCUAGGCAUCGCCGUUUGAUAGUAGUCCUCAUCGUCAAUUUAACACAGAACACCUGUUCAUACAAAGUGCAAAACAUGGCAGUGAAUGUUUACAGUACCAGUGUAACCACGGAAAACCUUUCCCGAAAGGAAAUGCUGUCGUGGGUCAAUCGAACGCUGCUAUCGGACUUCAAGAAAAUUGAGGAACUUUGUACAGGCGCCGCCUACUGCCAGAUGAUGGACAUCCUCUUCCCGGGUUGCGUCCCCCUCAGGCGGGUCAAAUACUGCACCAACCUGGAACAUGACUUCCUCAACAAUCUGAAAAUCUUCCAGAACAGCCUGGUCGCGAUGCAGGUCGAAAAAACGGUUCCCAUCGAUCGGCUGAUCAAGGGCCGUUUCCAGGACAACUUUGAGUUUCUGCAGUGGUUCAAGAAGUUCUUCGACGCCAACUACGAUGGCAAGGAGUACGAUCCGAUCGGGGCACGGCAUCAGCACCCGAUGGGCUAUGGGACGCCCAAUACGCUGCGGCCCAGUCAGAAGGCGAAUGUGAGCGGUGGGGUGUCAAAGGCGGCUGGUGGUGGCAUGAACAAGUCGGUGAACAAGGCUGGAGAUAAAAAGUCCACUCCAACGACGGCUUUGGAAAAUUUGAAAAUCAGCGAAGCCAGCAAUGAACUGAUGGAGCAGGUGCAAAUGCUGACACAGGAAAAGGAUGAUCUGACGCAGAAGACCGAAACGGCCGAAGCGGAGCGGGAUUAUUACUACCAGAAGUUGACGCUGAUCGAGGCAUUAGUAAACGAAGAGGAUAGUGAAGAUACCAAAGUUUUCUGCGAGCGAGCCAAGGAAAUCAUGUAUGCAGAAGGGUAAUCCAUUUCAACUGAUUGAUAAGAAGUUUGUAAAUCAAUUUUAGUUAUUAUUUGUCCAUGUGUUUGUAGUUUUAGAAUCUAAUAAGUUCAUUAAAAGCGCAUUAUUAUCGUAUUAUAUGCCAUUAUACAUGAAUACAC
Aedes albopictus (Asian tiger mosquito) is the source of this 1092-nucleotide messenger RNA. RefSeq names its product microtubule-associated protein RP/EB family member 2. Gene Ontology annotation, molecular function: microtubule plus-end binding. The record is from RefSeq and is a predicted model, not a curated record. Gene Ontology annotation, biological process: protein localization to microtubule; spindle assembly; regulation of microtubule polymerization or depolymerization. The coding region runs from base 188 to 955 and encodes 255 amino acids. Gene Ontology annotation, cellular component: cytoplasmic microtubule; microtubule plus-end; spindle midzone. The transcript has 4 exons. NCBI's taxonomy places the organism in Eukaryota, Metazoa, Arthropoda, Insecta, Diptera, Culicidae.